AUGUUUCAGCGAAUUGCAUUAUUUUACAGCAACCAUAUCAAAAACUACCUGUUUCCCAAUGAUGAGGGGUCUGAUGAAGGCAAUAAGAAACUGCACUAUAAGAAGAUUAGACUAGCAGGCCAGGACAUUCAGAACACAGAACUGCCUCUGGAGAAUAGAAUACUGGCAGUCCACAACAUUGGCCUACUGGGAUACACAGGUGGCUAUGCAGCAGCAACCUGUGCUGCAGAGUACAUGCCAGCCAUGGCAGACUUCCUCAAGCAGCACAGCCUGUCAGAUGACCAGAGGAUCUCUGUGCUAGAGGGGCUGUCUGGUGUCUGUUAUGUCCACUUGACCAACCAGAAGCAGGCCCACUCAAUAGGCCUCUACUCCACACUACAGGAGCUGAUGGACCCCACCUGCCCACUGUCUCUAUCCACAAAGGCUAAAAUGUGGAGCUGCUACUUGCUCAACAUCCUGUGUUGUAACAACAUCCCAGUUAUACGCACCUUGGUGGGGUCACAGAGCCUGAGGCUGACCCUAGAGGCUCUGGAGGGACAGGACUGGUACGGCUGGCCGAAGAACUACGCCAGGGAACUGCUCUGCAUGCUAGGGUUCUGGGCACCACAGGUUGUUACAGCAAUAGGCGCAGGACAGGUUACAGUGCAAAACGAUGGCUCUUAA
Molecule: messenger RNA, 663 nt
Organism: Oncorhynchus gorbuscha (pink salmon)
Lineage: Eukaryota; Metazoa; Chordata; Actinopteri; Salmoniformes; Salmonidae
Product: armadillo-like helical domain-containing protein 2
Exons: 3
Coding region: 1-663 (220 amino acids)
Source: RefSeq, a predicted model, not a curated record